This is a messenger RNA of Rotaria socialis, 1746 nucleotides long. Lineage: Eukaryota; Metazoa; Rotifera; Eurotatoria; Philodinida; Philodinidae. The record is from the annotation of a GenBank genome assembly.
AUGAAUGGUAUGAAGAAUUCUAUGAGCAUCUUUCCAGUUUACUAUGUAUUCAAGAAUAACAGCCAUUUAUAUGUUGUUCAAACAGAGAAUGUUACUUAUCUAACGCAUGCACAGAAACUGACCGAACAAAUUGGUAGAUUACAUAUUCAUGAAAACAAUAUCAAACCAAUUUUAAUCAAUUGUACGAUAGCUCCAUUACCCAAGGAUUGUCUUCAUCGUAACAUGGCAUUUCAUACAGAAAAUCUAACUAAAUCAUCAAUCAAUACGAGUGAUCAAUUUCUUGAUACUCUCGUGCAACAACAUCGACAUACCAUUAUUAUUAGUAUUUUAAUGGUCCUCGUAUUUCUAUUGAUACUUAUCUUUAGUAUAAGAAAAUUACUUAAUGUCAUACAAAAAUCAAAUAAAACAAAUUCUAUAUCUCAUUAUGCAUCCAGUGAAUUUCAACAGAAUCAUAGUUUUCAGAUGGCCUCCACUUAUGAUGAAUUCGAUGAUAUAAAGAUUGACAAUAAAGAAAUGGUCCGUUCAUAUACGUAUGAUUAUCUUCCAUCGAAUGCCACGAAAUGUGCUUCUGUUGUUUCGCCGAUAAAAUUUACUAACUUCAACAAUAUGUUCAAGUCACUCGCUGAUGAACUUGAUAUCGAAGCAAAAGAUUUAGAUUUAGAUUUCAAUAUUCUAGAUGACAACAAAGAAGAAGAAAUACCUGAUUAUUUAUCAGUAUCAAAAUCAAGUUUUCGAGCUAAUUUUCUUUCUGAAUUGUAUUGCUAUCAAGAAAUUGAUGAUUUCUAUGAUUUACAAUACUUAGCUAUUGUUACACACAAAUUAUCUAUUAUUAAUUUACAACGAAAACUUUGGUAUACCUAUAUACAAUGUGGUACUGGUAAACUCAAUUUAAAUGAACGAUUACAACGACAAAAAUUCUCUUCAUCACUUUGUAUUUGGCCUCAACAAGUUACAACAAUACUCAUCAAACAAAAUUAUAAUAAUAUUAUUGACAAAAAUAAAAUUACUCAAGAUAUUUAUGUUAAUUUUGUCAAUAAAAUUCAACUUCACUUUGAUGUGAAAGCAAAGCAAAUGCAAAUUGGAUUUGAAAUGAUUAAAAAUCGUUUCGAAUCUGUACUUACUGAUAUUGUCGAUAAAAUUGAUACAUUUGUACGAAAGAGAGAUCUGACAACUGCCAUACGACUUCAUUUUGAAGCAAGAACUGCAUUAGUUGAAUAUAAUUAUAUUGAUCAAGUUUUUCAAAAGGAAUAUCUCCAACAGAAACCUAAUGAAAUACAAAUAAAAUUAGCUAAUAGAAUUAGCGAUCUAGUGUAUAACAAAGGAAAAUCUUCACAAGAACUUACUUUAUUUCAAAUGGGCGUUUUAUAUAACAAAUUACCUGAUAAAUUAAAUAUAAUCGAAGAAACACUUCCUACAACUAUUACUAAUCUAAAUGAUACGGCAAUACGUGAACGAUUAUCAAAGCAAUACGUAAGAAUAAUACAAAAGGCUAAAUAUGACUUAAUGUCUGUCUUGUCGACGGCGGCUCAAUUUAAUAAAGAUGAACAUAGAGAAACAUAUGAUAAAGAAAUGAUUCAAUUAUGGGAUAAUCAACGUCAACUUCCUAAUGAUGAACGAUUAACAGAGAAUUUACUUACUAUAUUUGAUCAACGUCAACAAAAUAUCAUAAAAUGUUUAGAAUAUAUCUACAAUAUUAAACCAGAUUUUCUUGUUAAAGCUCCAACACUUCGUUCAAUCAAAAAAUAA